AACAAAACUUAAAAAAGAAAGUUCGUCUCCUACUUCCGGAGUUCUCGACGGUCGGCUAGGGUUUUCUCUUCUCUUGCUUCAAUCUACUUUCAAUCUACUGAUUCUCUGGUGUUUUUAAAUGGAUCCGACCAAUAUUGAUAAUGGUAUAGCAGCGAUUUCUCUGGACAACGAGGAUGAAGAUGGUUUGGUCUUUGGCGAUGAAAUUGGGGACUCAUCAAUUCAGCAGCCGGCUUACGAUUUCUGCCUCGUGGGCCGGUUCCUUACAGAGCGUCCGGUCAAUUUUGUGGCGAUGAAGAAUACGAUGGCUUCUCUGUGGCGUCCGGAGGAAGGAAUGGUGGUGAAGGAAGUGGGCGCAGGUUUGUAUAUCUUCCAAUUUGGUGCAUUGGCAGAGAUGGAGCGGGUAAUGGAGAUGUGUCCGUGGUCUUUCAAUAACCAAGCGCUACUCCUAGAACGACUGGGUAGAUCUCAAGAUCCCUCCGAGGUGUCGCUGCAUCAUCUCUAUGUGUGGGUGCGAGUCUAUGGGUUAAAACGCGGUUUCUUCUCGGAAAGAGUGGCUCAACGAUUGGGGAAUGAGAUUGGUCAGUUUGUUGAGGCAGACCCUAAAAAUUUUAGCAACCCAUGGUCCUCCUAUCUUAGAAUAAGGGUGAAGCUAGAUGUGCAGAAGCCUUUGAAGAAAGGGACACGACUGAAGAGGGAAGGAGAGGAAUGGUUUCAUGUGGAUUUUGCAUAUGAGAGGCUGCCCACCUUUUGUUUUGUGUGCGGUCGCUUAGGUCAUGGUGAACGGUUCUGCCCAGAGACUCUCCAGCAGUGGGGACGUCAAGUUUGGAAGGGAGUGAGACGCUCUCCCUUGGAGGUCUGGACGCGGACCUACAGAGACUAUGAAGACUGGUGGAGGAUGGCAACCCCUAGGAAUUCCACAACGACUAAUCUUAGAGCUGAACCUGGUGCAACAAAGGGAUGGGAGAGGCCACCGGUGAAUUAUUUAAAGGUGAACGUGGAUGCCUCAUCAGGACUUGUUGAUAGGUAUGUAGGCCUGGGUUUUAUUGUGCGAGAUUAUGAAGGCUGAUUCGUAGCUGCUAAAAGUAUUAAAUGUAGAGGGAGUUUUGGUCCACGUGAAGCAGAAGCCAUCGCAGUUAAGGAAGCACUUAGUUGGAUUAAAAGUAAAGGCUGGAAACAAGUCCUUGUGGAAACAGACUGUAAGGAGGUUGUCGAUUCACUUAAUAGUACUAUCAUGGACUGGUCUUACUUUAACUCUAUCAUUGAAGAUUGUAAGCGUCUCCAAAUGCUCUGUGCAGGAGACCUUAAUUUUUGUUUUACUCCUCGCUCCGGAAACGAGGCAGCGCAUUUGUUAGCGCGUAGUAGUUGCAAUGAUGAUGUUGUAGGGGAGUGGUUUGACACACCCCCAAACUUUAUUCCUUUGAUUUCCUAAUUUAAUUAUUUUGUUUCAAAAAAAAAAGGAAUGAGUUUUAAGAAUAAGAAAUACUUGGUCCGUCC
This is a messenger RNA of Cuscuta campestris, 1494 nucleotides long. NCBI's taxonomy places the organism in Eukaryota, Viridiplantae, Streptophyta, Magnoliopsida, Solanales, Convolvulaceae. The record is from the annotation of a GenBank genome assembly.